Messenger RNA from Labeo rohita (rohu), 1115 nucleotides. RefSeq names its product Ras-related protein rab7-like. The transcript is spliced from 6 exons. Gene Ontology annotation, cellular component: phagocytic vesicle; lysosome; late endosome. Gene Ontology annotation, biological process: endosome to lysosome transport; phagosome-lysosome fusion. Gene Ontology annotation, molecular function: GTP binding; GTPase activity. Bases 227 to 844 code for a protein of 205 amino acids. NCBI's taxonomy places the organism in Eukaryota, Metazoa, Chordata, Actinopteri, Cypriniformes, Cyprinidae. The record is from RefSeq and is a predicted model, not a curated record.
CAGUUGAGUCAAGGGAGGGAGUGCUUGCGGCUCAUUAUUACACACGGAUGUGCUGAACUGUCCGUGACAACCAUCCAAAAACACGCCACACGACCCAAAGAGUGCGUCCCGAGUCGACCAGAGACGGUGGAGGUGUCGUGUUGGCUUGUUUUUGUUGUAUGUCAGCAGAAGAUUGUUGAGCCGAAGGUGGGAUUUCUCCUCAGAAAGCACAGUUUAGUCCACAAGGAUGGCUUCUCGUAAAAAGGUGCUCCUGAAGGUGAUCAUUCUCGGGGAUUCUGGUGUGGGGAAGACUUCUCUGAUGAACCAAUAUGUCAAUAAGAAGUUCAGCAAUCAGUAUAAAGCCACUAUUGGUGCAGACUUUCUUACCAAGGAGGUGAUGGUGGAUGACAGGCUGGUGACAAUGCAGAUCUGGGAUACAGCAGGACAGGAACGCUUCCAGUCUUUGGGUGUGGCUUUUUACCGCGGGGCAGACUGCUGCGUGCUGGUGUAUGAUGUGACUGCGCCGAACACCUUCAAAACCCUGGACAGCUGGAGGGACGAGUUCCUCAUUCAGGCCAGCCCACGAGACCCAGAGAACUUCCCCUUUGUAGUCCUUGGCAACAAAAUUGACUUGGAGAACAGACAGGUGACAACGAAACGAGCCCAGGCGUGGUGUCAGAGCAAAAGCAACAUCCCGUACUUUGAGACCAGCGCAAAAGAGGCCAUCAACGUGGACCAAGCUUUCCAAACGAUCGCUCGCAACGCCCUCAAACAGGAGUCUGAGGUGGAGACGUAUGACUUCCCAGACCAGAUUAAACUGAGAGAUGACAGACCCGUGUCCUCUGGUGACGGCUGCAGCUGCUGAGAUGGAGCAGCUCCCGUAUGGAGACGGAGGGGACCAGAGACGCAGAGGAGAGCCAGCGCGGGACGGACCCCGAUCCCGAUGUGCAAAACAUCCAGCAUUCAGAAGAAAACACUUCCUUUCCAAACUUGUACGUAAAGAACUGUUAGGAAUUUAAAGAAACUCCCUGCUACAGCAUCACUUUUAAUAUAACUACCUUUAAGGAUAUUAUUUCUAUGAGAAAGAUGAUAGUUAUUUCUAUUAUUUACGAGUGAUUUUUUUUUUUUUUUUUUUU